AUGAGCUCGAAGAAGGGCAGAGAUCUGUCGAUCACCAUCGUGUCCUUCUACGCGAAAAUCGUUGGCUUUUGGCUGGUGAAAAACCAUGUCGACGAACGUUGGAGGAACUUCGCUACGAUUUAUACAAUUUUCGCAAUUCUCGUCGCCAUCGUGGUCGAAAUAAGGGAUCUGUACUUCACUUGGGGAGAUUUUAGCGGUACUGUAUACAUCAUGUGCAACCUCGUAACUAUUGUUCUAGUUUUGUUCAAAAUUUUGGUUUGUUUCGCAUACAAAAAGGAGUUGCUUAGUUUGAUACGAUACGCGAAAACGAAUUUUUGGCAUUCGAAUUACAAUUCACACGAACGAAUGAUUGUGGAUAGGUGUAAACGUACCUGUACGGUUCUCGUUUGCGUCUUCACUUUCUUCGCUCAAGGAACAGUUAUCUCUUACGUGAUAGGACCAAUUCAAGCAAAUAUUGGAAGAAAUGAAACAAAUCGGAUACUUCCAUUCAAUAUAUGGUUGAACACACCAAUAUGCUACAUGACACCAUACUUUGAGAUCGAGUUUAUCAUACAGGUUUUGUGCCUGUAUCAUGUUGGCGUAUGCUAUCUUUGUUUCGACAAUAUUUUAUGCAUUAUAAAUCUACAUACUGCUGGACAGUUUCGUAUCUUACAAUAUAGACUUGAAAAUAUGUGCAGUGUAAAUAACAAUGGAAAAUUGUCGUACAGCAUAUGUAAAUAUAUGAAAUUUAAAACUUACAUUCAGCAACAUCAAAUGCUCAUUGAAUAUUGUAAAAAACUCGAGCAAGUGUUUAAUUUGAUUGUGCUUGGACAAGUAUCGCUCUUCAGCUUAUUAAUGUGCCUCGAUGGAUAUUUAGUACUUACGGAAGACGCUCCUCUUACGAGACGCCUUAUUUUCCUAUUUCAUAUAACGGGUUGCAUGUGUCAACUGCUGAUGUUCACUUAUAGUUGCGAUUGUCUGAUACGAGACAGUACGAACGUAGCUAAUGCCGCCUACAAAAGCUUAUGGUCGUUUCUGCCAAUGGACAAAUAUGGGAAAAUAUUACGGAGAGACUUGAUGUUAAUUAUCAUGAGAUCUAAUAUACCAUGUUGCCUGACCGCUAGUGGAUUCUUCGUCGUAUCACUGGAAACGUAUACUGGAAUUCUAAGUACCGCGGCAUCGUACUUUACGUUGUUGAGAAGUCAUAUUUUUAGCGCGUGCCUAGUUGGUACGUGCUACCAUUGCUUCGACAAUCUUUUAUUUAUUAUAAAUCUGCACACUGCUAGUCAGUUUCGCAUUUUGCAAUAUAGAUUUUCAAAUAUGUGCGAUAUAAAUGACCGCGAACAUUACACAACUUUGGAAAGAUCAUCGUAUACUGUACAUAAAUAUGCAACGUUUAAAACUUACGUCAAACAACAUCAAAUGCUCAUUGAAUAUUGUAAUAAACUCGAGGAUGUGUUCAGUGUAGUAGCACUCGUGCAGGUGACACUCUUCAGCUUAUUAAUUUGCCUCGAUGGAUAUUUGAUACUUAUGGAAGAGAUUGCUCAAAUAAAACGUCUUACUUUCAUAUUUCAUGUAAUGGGUUGUAUGUGUCAAUUAUUAAUGUUCACGUACAGUUGUAAUUGCUUGAUACAAGACAGCGAAUGUGUGAUGAACGCCACUUACAAGAGUUCAUGGUCGCCCCUGCCGAUGGACAAAUAUGGAAAAAUGUUACGCAAAGAUUUGAUGUUCGUCAUGAUGAGAUCUAAAACACCCUGUUGCUUGACUGCCUGUGGAUUCUUCGCUGUAUCGCUGGAAACAUAUACAGGAGUAAGCAAUAUUGUGUACAUCUUGUAG
Molecule: messenger RNA, 1815 nt
Organism: Bombus pyrosoma
Lineage: Eukaryota; Metazoa; Arthropoda; Insecta; Hymenoptera; Apidae
Product: odorant receptor 13a-like
Exons: 8
Coding region: 1-1815 (604 amino acids)
Biological process (GO): sensory perception of smell; detection of chemical stimulus involved in sensory perception of smell
Cellular component (GO): plasma membrane
Molecular function (GO): odorant binding; olfactory receptor activity
Source: RefSeq, a predicted model, not a curated record